Molecule: messenger RNA, 1445 nt
Organism: Oenanthe melanoleuca
Lineage: Eukaryota; Metazoa; Chordata; Aves; Passeriformes; Muscicapidae
Gene: NDUFV3
Product: NADH:ubiquinone oxidoreductase subunit V3
Exons: 4
Coding region: 16-1323 (435 amino acids)
Biological process (GO): mitochondrial ATP synthesis coupled electron transport
Cellular component (GO): mitochondrion
Source: RefSeq, a predicted model, not a curated record
CGCCCGCCAUGCGCCAUGCGCCCGCGCCGCCACGUGCGCCGCGGCGUCACCGCGCCCCGCCUGACGUCACCCCGCGCCGGCCCCGCCCACCGGGAGGCCGCCGUGAGGGCUCCGGGCAAGAUGGCGGCGGCCGCGGCGCUGAGGGGCGGCGGGCGGGCGGUGACCCGCGAGGUGUUGCAGCUGGAGGCCCGGGGGCUCUGCACGAAGCCGGUGGGCACCGGGAAGGCGCCGCCAAAGAAUGUAGUGGCACGACAGGGAAGCACCAAGCUGCUUGCCAUGAAGGCACCAGUUGAAUUUCGUAAAACGUUGUCUUCUAGCUCUCUCCUGCUGUCUGCAGACAAAGAUGAGAGCAUAUCUAGUACCAACCUCAAGGAAGCUGCAAAACCUGCUGAAGACACGAGGUCAAGAAAAACUAAGGUUGCAUUUCCUCAGCGAGGAGUUGUUUCCUCCCGUGAGGAGGAAAACCUCACCACAGCUGCAACAGGAGGAGGCCUGAGGAAAGAGUUAGCUGAGGAGCAGACUUCAUCCAGCUCAGAGUCAGAUUCUAGCUCAGAUUCUGAGGAUGAAAAUGUUUAUGAUUCAAAAGUUGCCCCUAAAACUAAAGUUGAGUUUCCCAGACGAUAUCCCAUGUUUUCUGAGAAUGUAGCAAUACAGGCAUCGAGGGUGGCAAAAGAGAAAUUGUCCCAGAAAUCCCUCAAAGAAUAUGGAAUUAAGAAGCUGCCACGCAAACCAGAAAUCAACGUGGCUUCUGUAAAGCAGAUCAAAUUUUCUAAAACAUCAGUCAGCCAGGAGACAUCAAAAUCCAAAGCAAGAGACCCCAAAGUAAAAUCCACUCCAAAAGAGCAGAAGUUGGUCGUAGAACCACAUGUGGUGAAAAGUCUGGACCUGACCGAUGCUGAUCAUAAGUUUGAUCCUGUGGAGAAGUCCAUUGGAACCCAGGUAGCAGCUAUUCAGCUGAAAGCCUCAGCAGCAACUCAGGAAGACAAAAAGCAAAAUCUGAUAUCCAGAGAAGAGAAGAAAAAGGUGAAGGAGUUGGAAGCAAAAGGAGUAACUGCUCCUGAAGUGGGAGAGACUUCUGGAGGCACAACGUUGGUGAUGGGCACCACAGCAGAGCAGGAGACCACACAGGAAGCAGGAGCCCAGGCUGGAGAAAGCAGCACAGUAGAGGAGAAAACACCUGCUCCAGAGGAGUUUGAUAAUUCCACCUACAAGAACCUGCAGCACCACGACUAUCACACUUUCACCUUCCAUGAUUAUGUUGCUGUCCUUGCAAAGUACAGGCAGCCUCAGCCAUCCUCUGGAAGACCAUCACCAAGGCACUGAAAAACCACACUAACAACAAACACCCAGGCAGGAUGAUGAAUUGUUCUGUUUAGCACUGUUGCUCUAUCUGUAUAAUUGAAAUCAGAUAAUAAAUAAUAAAGGCAUAAUAACUUGGGCUUUCA